Lepus europaeus (European hare) is the source of this 732-nucleotide messenger RNA. RefSeq names its product immunoglobulin kappa light chain-like. The coding region runs from base 1 to 732 and encodes 243 amino acids. The transcript has 3 exons. The record is from RefSeq and is a predicted model, not a curated record. Gene Ontology annotation, biological process: immune response; immunoglobulin production. Lineage: Eukaryota; Metazoa; Chordata; Mammalia; Lagomorpha; Leporidae.
AUGGACAUGAGGGCCCCCACUCAGCUGCUGGGGCUCCUGCUGCUCUGGCUCCCAGGUGCCACAUUUGCCCAAGUGCUGACCCAGACUCCAGCCUCCGUGUCUGCAGCUGUGGGAGGCACAGUCACCAUCAAUUGCCAGUCCAGUCAGAGUGUUUAUAGUAACUACUUAUCCUGGUAUCAGCAGAAACCAGGGCAGCCUCCCAAGCUUCUGAUCUACGAAGCAUCCAAACUGGCAUCUGGGGUGCCAUCGCGUUUCAAAGGCAGUGGAUCUGGGACACAGUUCACUCUCACCAUCAGCGCCGUGCAGUGUGACGAUGCUGCCACUUACUACUGUCUAGGCGAUUAUAGUAGUAGUUGGUACCACAGUGAAACAAGCUCUAACACAAACCCCCCAGGAAAGCAGAAGUGUGCCAGAUGUGCCGCUGUGAUGACCCAGACUCCAUCCUCCGUGUCUGCAGCUGUGGGAGGCACAGUCACCAUCAAUUGCCAGUCCAGUCAGAGUGUUUAUAAUAACAACCAAUUAUCCUGGUAUCAGCAGAAAUCAGGGCAGCCUCCCAAGCUCCUGAUCUAUUCUGCAUCCACUCUGGCAUCUGGGGUCCCAUCGCGGUUCAAAGGCAGUGGAUCUGGGACACAGUUCACUCUCACCAUCAGCGGCGUGCAGUGUGACGAUGCUGCCACUUACUACUGUGCAGGCUAUUAUAGUUAUAGUAGUGCUGGUACAAUACCACAGUGA